AUGAACAAAUAAACUGAUCUUUUUGACCUUAAAAAAACUAAUUAAUAAGAUAAUUUUAUUCCUGAUAAAAUUUUAUCUGCUAAACCCUAGCCUACUAUCAACCAAGCUGGCAACGCAGUCUAGCUUGACGGUGGCUAAAAUCCAUAAGAUAAUGUAAAUCAAAGCAACAACUCAAGUGACCUCAAAAACAAUUUGCCACUUGUCACUGAAAGACGUGAUAUUAUUUUGGAAAAUGAUAUUACAGGUUAACGCUAUUUGAUGCCAAAUAUUGAGGUUAAAUUCUUGCAAAGCAGUGAAAACAGCUUAUACUUUUCUGAUUUAGUAGAUCGUCUUAAGUAAAUGUGCUUCCCUCUCAACGAUUGUAUGCUUUUCUGCUGGGAUGAAAAGCGUGGUAUGCAUGUCUUCGUUGCAAAUGAUCCUAUGAAUCAACCUCAUUUCUUACCUUCUCACCUUUGUGGUGUUAAGUCAAAUAUUUAUAUCAAAUUCCGUUCUUAUAAGCAAUAAUCUUCUCAACAAUAAUUUUAAUAUGGAAGCUCUUCAUCACGCUAAUAGCAAAGUGGUAACAAUGGAUCUGUAAAUAACGGUAGUGCUGUCAAUCCAUCUAUCAAAGAAGAAGAUAAUUUAAUUUCUGAGGAUAACACUACAUUCUCUUAGUAAAAUAACAAUGCAGGAAGUAGUAUGGAACUUGGAGGAAAAAUUUCCAGAAAGAAGAAAUUGAUGGGACGCUCUUCUAAUGACAAGAGAGUUAAGGAGAGAUAUAUUGAAAAAGUACGUGAAAAGGUUGCUGAAUGGCGUGCUAUGCAUGAAACUGGAUUCCGUGAUUAGAACGGAAACCUUUAAAAAUUGAAUUUAGAUCAUGCUGCUAAUUACAUUGGCAUAUCUCGUAAAACUCUUGAUGAUUACUAUUUACAACUUCGUCGUGCAGAGCAAUUAGGGUUCGAUUUUGAAAGAAAUAAAGGAGAAAAGAUGGGAACACUUCGUAAAUUUGUCAAAGAAGAGACUAAAAAGUUAAUGAAAAAGGGUUUAAACAAUCCAAGUCUCACUGGAAAUAACAACAGUACUAACUUCGAGUCUGGAUUAAAUAUGAUUUCUGGUUGUGAAAACUCGGACGAGGAAGAGUCUUCUUAAGAUUUGAACUGCUUGUCCGCUAAUGCUGGCUCAAAUAAGAACCAAGUAAACAAUAACAAUAAUAACAACAACAGUAAUUUAGUCCUUAACCAAGCUAAUAGCACCUUGAUGCAAAAUGUAUUACACAAUUCAAACCCAAAUCAUAACUAGCAACUAUUUACACCAUAUAAUCUUAAUGCUUAAACUUUCCCUUAUUCUUCUAGCGGAUUAGGCAAUCAUAAUUCUUACGGUUAACAUUCAUAAAAUUUUAUGCAAGCUUCCUUAGGUCAUGGAUUUUCAUAAAAUAAUCGCAGCAGCUACAUGGUUCAAGAGUAAAUUGGAUCAUCAGGUUUAGAUAACUACCAAAGAAACAGCAACAAUAUAAAUUUCACUGGUAGUACAUUCAAUCCUGGAAGCUAAUUCUUGAAUAAUACAAGCCAUAACUUUAUGCAAUCAAACACAAACGAUUUCAGUAUUGCCAAUUUAGGAGAUGGUCUAAACUAGGGCAGCAAUCUCAACACUGCUGAUUAGCGUUUCAGUAAUUAAUUCUUCAUCAAUGGAUUCACAAAUACUUCCUAAAUUAUAGAUGAAAGAAAUUCUUUUAACAAUAUAAUUAGUAGUAUGAACACCCAUAACACCCAUAACAACCUAAAUAACUAAGACAACCGCUAAUCCAAUGGCAGUUAUAUGAACAUGGAAGAAAAUUACAUCACUACUUCUGUGAAUCAUUGA
Tetrahymena thermophila SB210 is the source of this 1839-nucleotide messenger RNA. RefSeq lists its product as hypothetical. Lineage: Eukaryota; Ciliophora; Oligohymenophorea; Hymenostomatida; Tetrahymenidae. The transcript has a single exon. The record is from RefSeq and is a predicted model, not a curated record.